UUGGCAACAUUGAACCUGUAGUUGCGUUACAUUCUCAUUUUUUGCUUGGAUUCUUCUAACCUCUUUCUCACAGUGAUCGAAAUACAUGUAAAAAGCACAUAUAUGUUAUUAUGUACAGAUGAAUGAAAGAUGGAUGAAAAUCAUGAUUUCAAUCGUAUAUAAAACAUAUAAAAAACGGCAAGAAAUAUUGUUUAUUUUAUCGGAAGCAAAUUCAUACUAUGGCUACCUGUCAAUCGUGCUGACGUUGGAUCAACGUAACGAGCUAUUUUAUAACUAUUACGAAUUUGAGACUACCCUGAUGUAUAUACGUAAUUGAAUAUUUAAGCCAUACAUUACGAUUUCACUUUGUUAUUUCUGUAUCAACAUAGGUUGAGAUUUUCGCGAUCCUGAUAAUUGAUUAUAAAGAUGGGCGACAUUAAAUAUUAUGGUAAAAGAAGAAGUAUUGUAAGGAGAAUUGGAUCUUUUUUACCAUUGAAGCCCCCGCCAAAAAUAUAUGUCAGUGUGACACCAUUACACUUGAUGACAAAUUCUAUGAUUAAUGAGGAAACUAGUAGCAAUUAUAUUGAUACAAAUGGAUAUCCCAUAAGAUCAGAUCUGUUCGAGCCGAUUAGUUUUGGAUCAGAAGUACGAUUGCUCGCGUUAGAGCAAGAAUUACAAGAGCUUAGGGAACAAAUUUCAACAAUUGUGAAAAAUAAUAAAUUGUCCAAAUAUGCAUCUGUAGCGUCUCUGCCCAAUGGAGAAGAUAAUCUAAAGUCUUUGUCAGUGCCACCACCACCUCCUCCACCUCCACCACCACUUCCACUUCCAUUUUUACCACCCACAACACCCCAUAUCGCGAGAAGGGCUAGUUUGCAAGAUCACAAAAUUGAAGAUCGCAAGAAAAUUCUAUUGAGUGUAGAGAAAUCGACGGGUGAUAUGCUGAAGGAUAUCGAUAAUGUAAAAUUAAGACCAGUUGCAAGGUCUCCAGGCGGCCAUCCUAUGCGGGUGAAACGUGAGAAUAGUCCAUGCAAUGAUUUGCAGGAAAUUUUACGAAGGCGUUACAUUGCAAUGCAAUCUCCCGAUAGUAAGAAUUCAUCAGCUAAUUUAGCUAUGGACAAUUCAUUUUGAAUGGAUUCAAAACAAAUUGUCCAUAAUUAAGUAUGUGAAAAUUUUUCAAAAUAUUUUCUUUAUACGUAUAUUUAUACGAAAUUUAGAGCUUUUACA
Trachymyrmex septentrionalis is the source of this 1203-nucleotide messenger RNA. RefSeq names its product mitochondrial fission regulator 2-like. The transcript is spliced from 5 exons. NCBI's taxonomy places the organism in Eukaryota, Metazoa, Arthropoda, Insecta, Hymenoptera, Formicidae. The coding region runs from base 406 to 1107 and encodes 233 amino acids. The record is from RefSeq and is a predicted model, not a curated record.